AUGUUGACCACUGUUGCGCGUGCAAAAGUCAGACAAUCGUACAAGAAGUGGUCCAAUGAUUUGCGACUAUUUCGUUGGUGCUACAAAGUAAUUGAAGCGCAAAAGGAAACAACUCACCAUCAUUACGCCAGCGAAGCGACCAUCGAAAUUCCCGAUACCUACAAAUGUAUACGUUUGGAAACAUUCCCGUCAACAACCAUAACUAUAAAUAAGGAACAAGCAGCACGCAUAUAUACACAAAUGGGUGCCAUACGACGCUUGGAAACUGUUGCGAAUGCAAUGUAUAAGGAGAAACUCGUGCGCGGUUUUUGUCACCUCUGUACGGGGCAGGAAGCUGUCUGUGUGGGUAUACAUACUGCAAUGCGUCCCACGGAUCGUCUUAUUACGGCAUACCGUUGCCAUGGUUGGAGCUAUAUGAUGGGUAUCGGCGCAGUGGAAAUACUCGCUGAAUUAGCCGGCCGUGAGGCGGGUUGUCAACGUGGUAAAGGCGGUUCCAUGCAUAUGUACAAUAAAAGAUUUUUCGGUGGUAAUGGCAUUGUGGGUGCACAGGUGCCACUGGGUGCUGGCAUUGGUCUUGCAUUGAAAAAUGAAGCCAAGGGUAAUGUUUGUGUCGUCUUGUAUGGCGAUGGUGCCGCCAAUCAAGGACAAAUAUUCGAAGCAUAUAAUAUAGCGUGUCUUUGGCGUUUGCCGGUGAUUUUUGUUUGUGAAAAUAAUGAAUACGGUAUGGGUACAAAAAUGAAUCGUGCUGCAUGUUCUAUCGAAUAUUACACACGUGGUGUACCAUUGCCUGGUAUUUACGUUGAUGGUAUGAACAUUUUGGCAAUGCAUAAUGCUGCCAAAUUCGCUAUUGAUUUUGUACAAAAAGAAGGACCCAUUAUUAUUGAAGCGCAUACAUAUCGUUACUUUGGUCAUUCUAUGUCCGAUCCAGGUACCAGCUACCGGUCACGUGAGGAAGUUGCUGAAGUGCGUAGUAAACGUGAUCCCAUUACCUCUUUCAAAGAUUUAGCUAUUUCACAAGGCUUGCUAACAGAGGAUGAGUGCAAAAAAAUAGAUGAGGACAAUCGAAAGAACAUCGAUGCAGCAGCUGAAAAGGCUAAACAAUCUAAAGAAGUAAAAGUGGAAGAAACCUGGGCGGAUGUAUAUAUGGAAAGUAAGGAAGCGGGUAUACGUGAUACAAUCGGGAAUCGGCAGAAACAUUUCCAUGCUGGCAAGACACUUGAAAAGGAUCAUAUUAAGUUAAAGUCAUUUAAGCCGGAUACUAAAUUCGAACCAAAGGGUGUACCAAUGGAAAUAAAAGAAUGGGAGGCGCAAAUGGAAGCGAUAAAGGAUGUAGAAAAAGGUAAAAAGAAAACAACAAAAUCGGAUGAGCCUGAGAAGAAGUAAUUUUUUAGCAGCAAAAAAUAUUAGUAUGUAAAACAUUUUUUUUAUCAAAAUUGUUUUUAAAAUAUAAUACUUAUAAAAUUCUAUGUACAUAUUUAAUUUUAUGUAACGAUUUAAAAUAAAUUGUUAACUUCGAAAUCAAAAAUAUGC
Messenger RNA from Zeugodacus cucurbitae (melon fly), 1530 nucleotides. Its product is annotated as pyruvate dehydrogenase E1 component subunit alpha, mitochondrial. Bases 1 to 1383 code for a protein of 460 amino acids. Gene Ontology annotation, molecular function: oxidoreductase activity, acting on the aldehyde or oxo group of donors, disulfide as acceptor. The transcript has 6 exons. Lineage: Eukaryota; Metazoa; Arthropoda; Insecta; Diptera; Tephritidae. The record is from RefSeq and is a predicted model, not a curated record.